Prunus avium (sweet cherry) is the source of this 1772-nucleotide messenger RNA. RefSeq names its product polyadenylate-binding protein RBP47. The record is from RefSeq and is a predicted model, not a curated record. Gene Ontology annotation, molecular function: mRNA binding. Lineage: Eukaryota; Viridiplantae; Streptophyta; Magnoliopsida; Rosales; Rosaceae. Gene Ontology annotation, cellular component: cytosol.
CGCAGCCCAAAGGCCCCCUUCUCCCUCUCCCUCUUACUCUCUCUCUCUCUCUCUGUAAAAACUCCAGAUUCGGAAAAACUCUCUCUCUCUCUCUCUGCAACUCCAGAAGUCGUUCUCGGAUUUAUUGAAUCUAACUUUCUUUUAAGUUCGAAACUGCGUCGUUUUAAGGGAGGGAGAGAGAGUGUUUGUGAGGAUGCAAUCGAACGGCGAUUCGUCGGUGCAGCAGGAGCAGAGUAAUCAACGGCCGCAGCAGCAGCAGCAAGCGGCGCAGACUCAGGCGCCGCCGCCGCAGCAGUGGAUGGCGAUGCAGUACCCGGCGGCGGCUAUGGUAAUGCAGCACCAGAUGAUGCCACCUCAGCAUUACGCGACGCCUCCGCCGCCGCCACCUCAGCACUACAUGGCGUACCACCAGUACCAACAGCAACAGCAGCACGUACAACACCUUCAGCAGCAGCAGCAGUUGGGAUCUAGCGGCGAGAAUAAGACCAUCUGGGUCGGUGAUUUACACCAUUGGAUGGACGAGAAUUAUCUCCACACCUGCUUCGGUUCCACUGGCGAGAUUGCCUCCAUCAAGGUUAUUCGGAAUAAGCAGACUCUUUUAUCAGAGGGCUAUGGAUUUGUAGAAUUUUUUUCACAUGCAACAGCUGAGAAAGUUCUACAGACCUAUACUGGCAUUUUAAUGCCCAACACGGAACAACCCUUCCGUCUGAACUGGGCAACAUUUAGCACGGGCGAUAAGCGUUCAGAUAAUGCUCCUGAUCUUUCCAUUUUUGUAGGAGAUUUAGCUGCAGAUGUUACAGAUAGUUUAUUGCACGAAACUUUUUCUAGUAAAUAUCCGUCUGUUAAAGCUGCAAAAGUUGUCUUUGAUGCCAAUACUGGUCGUUCAAAGGGUUACGGUUUUGUGAGGUUUGGAGAUGAGAAUGAAAGGUCACAGGCUAUGACUGAAAUGAAUGGUGUUUAUUGUUCGAGCAGACCUAUGCGCAUUGGGGCUGCAACUCCUAGGAAAUCAUCUGGAUAUCAGCAACAGUACUCUUCACAAGGGGGGUAUGUUUCAAAUGGUACACCAACCCAAGGGUUCCAAUCUGAUGGAGAUUCUUCAAACACAACAAUAUUUGUUGGAGGGCUUGAUCCUAAUGUUACCGAUGAAGAUCUCAGGCAGCCCUUCUCUCAGUAUGGCGAGAUAGUCUCUGUUAAAAUACCUGUUGGAAAAGGAUGUGGUUUUGUACAAUUUGCUAACAGAAAUAGCGCUGAGGAGGCAUUGCCGAAACUGAAUGGCACAGUAAUUGGCAAGCAAACAGUCAGACUUUCAUGGGGCCGCAAUCCAGCAAAUAAGCAGCAGUUUAGAACGGAUUUUGGCAACCAAUGGGCCGGAGCCUACUAUGGAGGACCUGUUUAUGACGGUUAUGGUUAUGCCCUGCCACCACAUCAUGACCCAAGCAUGUAUGCUGCGGCUGCGGCCGCAUAUGGAGCCUAUCCUGUUUAUGGCACCCACCAACAACAAGUAAGCUGAGCCAGCAGCUACUCCUGUGCUGCAAGGCAGGUGCUGACAGUGAGUGAAUUGAGCGAACUGCAUGAGUAGUUUUAGCAAUCAGACUUGAUGACUAUAGAGUCUCUUAUUCUGUAAUUUGCUCGGGUCUCUGGAAUUUUUUAUAAAAUCCCUCUAAUUGUGGAGUGGAACUGAAUUUUGACAACUUGAGGUAGGUAUGUAAGGAUUUGGUUUAUCAUUUUCUAGAAUUACGUAAUUUUAAGAGAAACUUAUUCCUGGAUCAACA